AUGAAUAUGGCUUCAAGUGAAAUAGGCGUGAAUCUGUCGAACAUAGAAUCAGACUCUUAUUAUGGAUAUGCUGACACGUCAAGCUUUGCAAUACCGUCGUCGCCUAUAAGUUCUACAUCGCAUAAAAGAAAGAGAUCUGAAGACCUAGAUAUCAUUACGCAUAUUACAAUUAACAACAACGCUUUAGGUAAUCAAGCGAUAGCUGAAAAUGCAAAGAGAUGCCAACAAAAUAAGAUUCACUCAGAAUUACAUCAGAAUACUAUAGAUUUGAUGAUGAAAUCUCAAAAAAUACUUCAAGAACAAGAAAGAUUGCAUAAGUUAUACGAUGGGGAUAAUUCGAUGCAUGAGGAUAUAGUCACUGAUGAAACGAAGGACAACUUUAAACAGAGACCCUUUUGGCCAAUAAUAAAUAAGGCUCACGUCUGA
Debaryomyces hansenii CBS767 is the source of this 426-nucleotide messenger RNA. RefSeq lists its product as uncharacterized. The transcript has a single exon. The coding region runs from base 1 to 426 and encodes 141 amino acids. Lineage: Eukaryota; Fungi; Ascomycota; Pichiomycetes; Serinales; Debaryomycetaceae. The record is from RefSeq and is a predicted model, not a curated record.